AUGGUAAAGACACGAAAUUUUGUGGAGGGAGAUAGUAGCUUAGCAACAAAAGCUGUUUGGGACGAUGAGUUGACGUUGAUAUUUUGUGAACUUUGCGUGAAUGAAGUCAAUGCUAGCAAUAGACCAACAACUCAUCUAAACUCAAAGGGAUGGGAAAAUGAAUGGAGGUUAUGGAGGGAGUUGCUUAAGGAAUCUACAGGUAUUGGAUGGUGUUCAUUUAAAAAGACGGUCGAUGCUACCGAAGAGUGGUGGGCUGAAAAAAUACAGGAAAAUCCUAAUUUUAAAGGAUUUAAGAAGAAAGGAAUUAAACCACGAUUGAAUGAGUUAAUGUGGCAAAUGUUUAGUGGCAUUGUAGCCACUGGAGAGAACGCAUGGGCACCUUCGUCUGGUGUUCUUCCACGUGGGGUUCCUAUGGGAGAUGAUGCACCUAAUGAGGGAUUUGGUGAUUCAGAUGAACAUAGUAACGAGAAUGAAGGUAUUCCUCCUAAUGAGGUACCAUCUAACCCUUCUCAUGAAAUCUCUAAUCGAAGAAAGCAAACACUUGGGGUUGUACACGAUGCUUUGCGUGCUUUGGGAGAUGAAAUUCCAAAAAGAGAUGAACUGUACUAUUUUGCCACCAAAAUGUUCCAAAUACCGGUGAAACGAGAAAUGUUUUUGAACUUAUAUCCAGAUGAUAGGGUUUGGUGGCUUCAACAUGAGUAUGCUGAACAAAAUCCAAUUGCAUCAUUUUCAUCCUUGGUAGCAACAUCCUCAUUUCCCUUCCAACCAUACCAUCAACCACCUCCACCAUCAGCUCCUUAG
Gossypium raimondii (Peruvian cotton) is the source of this 801-nucleotide messenger RNA. Its product is annotated as L10-interacting MYB domain-containing protein-like. The record is from RefSeq and is a predicted model, not a curated record. The transcript has 4 exons. Lineage: Eukaryota; Viridiplantae; Streptophyta; Magnoliopsida; Malvales; Malvaceae. Bases 1 to 801 code for a protein of 266 amino acids.